UGAGCCCCAAAUCCUUUUAUCUUCAUCUUCGUCUUCAUCUUCUUCCCAAAUCGAAAACCCUCACAGCAAUUGUUGUCGUCUUCUUCUUCUCACUUCAUUUUUUUCUUCUCCAACUGUGAUUUCGAGUUACUGCUGCGAAGGAACAGGAACUAAAGAAGGGAUAAUACAUCUAUCAACUAGAAAAGAAAAUGGAGUUGACUGGUCAACAUGAAUCAAUAAAACCGCAGACCCAGCACCAGUCCCCUGGUAAAUAUAUACGAUGGGAUGACUUGGGUCGUGAAGACUUCAGGAAACAGCGAUACUGACAUUUUCACCUCUGUACAUGUGAGAGAGAAAUUGUGUGUGUCAGACAAUCACCUGAUAGAUUGUGGAUCACCCACUCAUACGACGGUGAUGGAUCGUGUUUUCGUUGCUGAUGAAUCCCAAUUUAUUAGGACCCAAAGUGAUAUUAUGGCUAGCACUUCCAACUCUAUCGCUUCCCCUCUGUAUCAAACAGCUCGAAUCUUCAAUGGAACAUCUACUUACAAUUUUCCAAUCCGGCAACAGGGAAGGCACUGGAUACGCCUCUACUUCUUCCCAUUUCAAUACGAAGAAUACAACAUGAGUAUGGCAAUCUUCUCUGUUACUGCCCAAAAUUUUGUCCUCCUCAGUAACUUCCAAGCACAGAACGGUUCUAUAUUCAAGGAGUUCUCCCUACCUGUAACUUCAGACAACCUUGUCCUCUCCUUCAUCCCUGCCAAGCAUUCCUUUGCCUUCUUAAGUGGCUUGGAAGUUGUUUCGGUCCCUGAUACACUGAUCAACGAUACUGCCCAAACUGUUAAUCCUUCAGGGGAAUUUCAUGGUCUAAUGAACGAAGCGUUGGAGACAGUUUGGAGGGUGAAUAUGGGUGGUCCCCUAGUCACAUCCCAGAAUGACACCCUUGGGAGAACUUGGGUUCCUGAUCAGAAUUUUCUAAUGAACCAAAAUGAUUCCCAGUCAGUAAAUGGAUCUGUCAAUUAUGUGCAAGGUGGACUGACCAGGGAUAUUGCUCCUGAUUUUGUCUAUGGCACUGCAAGGGAGAUAAACUUAGAAAAUUCCAUCCCCAGUUUCAAUAUCAAUAUGACGUGGAAGUUCAACGUGGAUGCUGGUUUUCAGCAUCUGAUUCGAUUUCAUUUCUGUGAUAUCGUUAGUAUAUCUAUCUCUGUCUACAAUCUCUACUUCAAUGUUUAUGUUAAUGGUUGGGUUGUUGCUCUAGAUCUUGAUCUUAGUAUUUUAACAUUAAAAAAAUUAGCCGCUCCCUAUUAUAUGGACUUUGUUCUUGGGUCAAGCAGUAGAACCAUACUCUCAGUAAGUGUUGGGCCAUCUAUUAAUGAUCCUAUUAGUAGUCUGAAUGCCAUUCUAAAUGGGUUAGAGAUCAUGAAAAUUAUCUCCCCGCCUGGUUCAAAAAAGACGAAGUUUGGUUUGAUUGUGUGUCUGGUUCUUGGGGUGUUUUCUGUGUUAUUCUUGGUUACCAUCUUCUUCUUCAUACUGUACAGAAGACGAAGACUAGCAUAUGAUCACCCUUCAAAAUCAUGCUUUCCUUUCUCCUUGAACAGAGGAGGGAAUACGCAGAGUUCUAGUGCCACCACAGAAUUUGGAUUCCGCUUUACUUUUGUGGCACUGCAGGAGGCCACAAACAACUUUGAUGAGACCUUGGUUAUUGGGGUUGGUGGUUUUGGGAAGGUAUACAAGGGGGUUCUGGAAGUUGCAACAAAGGUGGCAGUGAAGAGGAGUAAUCCCCUGUCCCAACAGGGCCUUGUGGAGUUCAAGACUGAAAUUGAAAUGUUAUCCCAGUUCCGCCACCGUCAUCUGGUUUCACUGAUUGGCUACUGUCAUGAGGGGAAAGAAAUGAUACUAGUUUAUGAGUACAUGGAAAAUGGUACCCUCAAGAAUCAUUUGUAUGGCAAAAAUCUUCCCAGCUUGAGUUGGAAACAGAGGCUCGAGAUAUGCAUUGGAUCAGCCAGAGGAAUUCACUACCUUCAUACUGGUCCUGUGAAGGCCAUUAUCCACCGGGAUGUUAAGUCUGCCAACAUCUUACUUGAUGAAAAUCUCAUGGCGAAGGUUGCUGAUUUUGGGCUUUCGAAGACAGGGCCUGAGAUCGAUCAGAGCCAUGUGAGCACUGUAGUUAAAGGAAGUUUUGGGUAUCUUGAUCCAGAGUAUUUCAGAAGACAACAACUGACUGAGAAGUCGGAUGUGUACUCAUUUGGGGUGGUUUUGUUUGAAGUCCUUUGUGGAAGACCUGUAAUUGAUACAUCCCUUCCAACAGAGAUGGUUGGCUUGGCUGAAUGGGCAAUGAAUUGGCAAAAGAGAGGGCAAUUAGAGCAAAUCACAGAUCCUAAUCUUGCUGGUAAAAUUAGGCCUGAAUCUUUGAGGAUAUUUGCAGAGACAGCUGAAAAAUGCCUGGCUGAGUAUGGUGUUGAUCGACCCACAAUGGGGUAUGUGUUAUGGAAUCUAGAAUACGCACUUCAACUGCAGGAGACAAUAGCCACAGAAAAUGAAACCGCUGAGAACAAUACCAAUCAAACAGAUGAGCUCUCCACAAUGAUGAACGACGAUAUCGGCAGUGAGGAGACUAGUCUUGUUGCUGAGCAUUCGGAGUCAUCCCAUGUGGAUGAUAUUUCGGGUGUUUCCAUUCGUAAGAGCUUUUAUGCUACUGACUGUAGAUAUUAGCCUUAUGUUUGUGAUAUCAAGUAGACCAUGAUGAAUCUAAUUUUAUCAAAUGGCCAAGCCUUUUCUCACCAAAGAAAUGCUUCAGUAGUUUUGCCUUGUACAGGAGGGGCUGCCAGAGAGGGCUUGCUUCAAAAGAGUGCUAAAGUUAGUGCUUACAUUUGCUUGUAUCUUGAUGUAUAAGGUCCUGAGUUCUUUAUAUGUAAAAGUGAAGUUUGAGUA
Macadamia integrifolia is the source of this 2907-nucleotide messenger RNA. RefSeq names its product receptor-like protein kinase HERK 1. The transcript has 2 exons. Gene Ontology annotation, biological process: protein autophosphorylation. Gene Ontology annotation, cellular component: plasmodesma; plasma membrane. The coding region runs from base 265 to 2688 and encodes 807 amino acids. The record is from RefSeq and is a predicted model, not a curated record. NCBI's taxonomy places the organism in Eukaryota, Viridiplantae, Streptophyta, Magnoliopsida, Proteales, Proteaceae. Gene Ontology annotation, molecular function: transmembrane receptor protein tyrosine kinase activity; ATP binding.